AUGUCUGUCCGGAGGCACAUUGGGAAUCCUGAGUAUCUGACCAAAAGAAUACCACAAAACCCAAAGUAUCAGCAUGUCAAGUCAAGACUGGACACUGGUAACAGUAUGACUAAAUACAUUGAGAAGCUAGAAGAGAUCAAAAAAAAUUACAGAUACAAAAAAGAUGAGCUUUUCAAGAGAUUAAAAGUUACCACCUUUGCCCAACUGGUCAUCCAGGUUGCUUCCUUGUCAGAUCAAACACUGGAAGUGACAGCUGAGGAGAUUCAAAGACUAGAAGACAAUGAUUCUGCGAUUUCAGACCCUGAUGCUGAAGUCACUGCCAGCACCAAUGGGAAGGGGAGCCCCAGUGAGCAGUCGCCGAGCCCUGUCCAGUUCAUCAACAGCGUGGGAGUGGGGGACUCCAGUCGCUCCACACUCCAGAGCGUCAUCAGUGGUGUUGGAGAGCUGGACCUAGACAAAGGGCUAGUGAAGAAAGCAGAGCCCAACAGCAGAGACAAGCCGUAUCCCGACUGCCCCUUCCUGCUGCUAGAUGUGCGCGAUAGAGACUCUUACCAGCAGGGCCACAUUGUCGGAGCUUACAGUUACCCAAUCGCAACUCUGUCUAGAACAAUGAACCCUUAUUCAAAUGAUAUUCUUGAAUAUAAAAAUGCUCACGGCAAGAUCAUCAUUCUGUACGACGACGACGAGAGGCUGGCCAGCCAGGCGGCCACCACCAUGUGCGAGCGGGGCUUCGAAAACCUCUUCAUGCUUUCCGGAGGUCUCAAAGUCCUAGCUCAGAAAUUCCCCGAAGGACUGAUGACAGGUUCCCUGCCAGCAUCUUGCCAGCAAGCCCUUCCUCCUGGUUCUGCCCGGAAACGAUCCAGCCCCAAGGUGCCGCCCCCGCCGGCGGAGAAUAAGUGGAGAUUCACCCCAGAAGACCUCAAGAAGAUAGAAUAUUACCUGGAAGAGGAGCAGGGCCCGACAGACAGUCUCAGCCGGCUGAGCCACGCUCACGCUUCGGCCAGAGACUCCAAGGCACCCAGCUCCCGCGGCAGCAGCCAGAGCCUGUCCUCCGGGGGCCCCGCCGGCCACGCCAGCCCCCGCUCCCAAGGCAGCGGCCACCUGCAAGGCAAGCCCUGGAAGUAA
Molecule: messenger RNA, 1125 nt
Organism: Pipistrellus nathusii (Nathusius's pipistrelle)
Lineage: Eukaryota; Metazoa; Chordata; Mammalia; Chiroptera; Vespertilionidae
Source: the annotation of a GenBank genome assembly